AUGACCUUGCUCACCUUUGACAUAGUCGUGAUCCCGCUGCGCUUCUUCGACCCACCGGAGACCCUCGUCCUGGUGAUCAUGUCCUGGGUGACACAGCUAUUCUGGAACUUGGACAUCCUCGUCUCCUUCAUUACCGGCUACUACCACAAGGGCAUCCUUGUGCUCGACCUCAGACGCAUCGCCAAGCACUAUGCCACCACGUGGUUUCCUUUCGACGCCACCGUCGUGGGAAUCGAUUGGCUUCUUUAUGGCCUAGAGGGGCGGAAUCAAACCGCUGGCGUGGCCCGUCUUUCGAAGACGGUGCGAAUCCUUCGAUUCUUGCGCCUGGUCCGCCUUGCCAGGCUCGCGAAGGUCAGUACCAUGGUGGAAGCUCUCCAGGAGCAGAUCAACUCACAAGUGGCAACCAUCCACUACAGCAUCUUCAAGAUCAUCGGCCGGAUGAUGCUGCUGAAUCACGUGAUCGCUUGCUCCUGGUGGGGCAUCGCGCAGCUGGACGAGGGCCAGCCAAACUGGAUUACCGAGAACCAGCUGGAGGGCCGCUCCAUCGAAUAUCAGUACAGCACUGCGCUGCAUUGGUCUUUAACCCAGCUUGGCGUGGGGCAGACGAACAUCGAGGCAGUCAACUUUGCCGAGCGACUGUUCUCCAUCUUCAUCACUUUCUGCGCUUUGAUCACCUUCUCCACGCUGGUGAGCUCGGUCACGUCUCUGAUGGCCAGUCUCCAGCGCCUCAAGAACGAGGAGAUCGAACAGUUCCGGUCUCUUCGGCGCUUCCUCGUGCAGAACGAGAUUCCCGCGGAUCUGGGGCAUCGCGUUACGCGCUUCCUGCAGUAUACCUAUGCUUUGAGGCACGAGGCGCUGAGCCUGGAUGUUCACCUGCCCAUCCUCAACCUGUUGUCCAAGCCCUUGCAAGCGGAACUCCAGCUGGCUAGAUACCGGGAGUGUCUGCGC
Molecule: messenger RNA, 948 nt
Organism: Symbiodinium necroappetens
Lineage: Eukaryota; Dinophyceae; Suessiales; Symbiodiniaceae
Source: the annotation of a GenBank genome assembly